Lontra canadensis (Northern American river otter) is the source of this 522-nucleotide messenger RNA. RefSeq names its product neuropeptide VF precursor (gene NPVF). The record is from RefSeq and is a predicted model, not a curated record. Gene Ontology annotation, biological process: neuropeptide signaling pathway; negative regulation of gonadotropin secretion. The transcript is spliced from 2 exons. NCBI's taxonomy places the organism in Eukaryota, Metazoa, Chordata, Mammalia, Carnivora, Mustelidae. Gene Ontology annotation, molecular function: signaling receptor binding. The coding region runs from base 1 to 522 and encodes 173 amino acids.
AUGAAAGUUAUUUCAUCAAAAUGCUUCAUUUUAGUGAUUUUAGCCACUUCAAGCUUGUUAACAUCAAAUGUCUUUUGUUCAGAUGAAUUAAUGAUGUCCAAUCUUGCCAGCAAAGAAAAUUAUGACAAAUAUUCUGAGCCUGAAGGAGACCUUAAGUGGGAAAAGGAAAGAAGUGUGAAUUUUGAAGAACUAAAAAACUGGGGUCCAAAAACUGUCAUUAAGAUGAGUGCACCUGCAGUCAACAAAAUGCCACACUCGGCAGCCACCUUGCCGUUAAGAUUUGGGAGGACCGUGGAAGAAGAAAGAAGCACUGGGGUGAUGGCCAAUCUGCCUCUGAGAUUUGGAAGAAAUAUAAAGGAAAGCAUCUCAAGACAUGUUCCUAACCUGCCCCAGAGGUUUGGGAGAACAACAGCCAAAAGAGUCGCCAAGCCACUGAGUGAUUUGCUUCAACAAUCCAUGCAUUCGCCAUCUGCCAGUGAGCUACUCCAUGAACUGCCAGCCUCAAGAAAUCCAGAAUUCUGA